Molecule: messenger RNA, 414 nt
Organism: Rotaria sordida
Lineage: Eukaryota; Metazoa; Rotifera; Eurotatoria; Philodinida; Philodinidae
Source: the annotation of a GenBank genome assembly
AUGAUUUUUGAUUGUGUAGAUAUUUAUCAAAGAAAGAAAACAAAAGAACGACCAAUGAGUAAUAGUGAGGGAAUUUCCAUUUGUCAUCAUGGUAUUAAUUAUUCAAAAGAUAUGACAUUAGAUUAUGGAGAAACACUAGGGGGUAAUAUCUAUUCAACAACACCCGACGGUACUCGUAUUUAUUAUGAUCGAAUAUUUCUUUUAUCUCGUCGUGAUUCACCUAUGACACGAUCACCACCAUUGAAUUUACCUUAUAUUCCAGAAGUUACGUUGAUUCCCGAACCAUCUAAUAAUCGUACUAUUGUUGAAAAUGAUACUUCUGAAGCAAUGACUAAUUUAAAUAUGAAUUUAUCUGAACAAAAACAAUCCACAUCGGAUAGAAAAGAUGAUGAUCAAUUUUCAAUGGAUAUAUGA